AUGCCAUGCCUCAAAGUUACUGUUACCGGCGAAUCAGCCGUGUUUCAUUAUCCUGAGCGGGGCGCGCUCGCCUUUUCAGUGAGGGCGAACGGUCCGCGCAAAGAGGAGAUCGCCAAGGAAGUCACUUCGAUUUCUAACGAAGUACAGCAAUUCUUCAAACUGCUCUGUCCUCAGACCAAAGAGGAAAAUGCCGCUGCUGAGCACCCAGUGACAACUUUCUCGUCCACAAAUAUCAAAACGUGGUCUCAACCCAAUGACAGCGAUGGAAACCCAGCGGCCAAUCCGCACCAUGCCAGUAUCUCCUUCAAAUCUGCGUUUAGAGACUUUUCCAAAAUGAGUGAAGUGAUCGGCAAGCUCUUGAACUAUCCCAAUAUCGAGGUGGACUCAAUCAACUGGCGUCUUACUGAUGAGACUGGAAGCGAACUGGCUUCUCAGGCUCGUAAAAUGGCACUGCGUGACGCAAUAAAGAAGGCUGAAGACUACGCCGAGGUGUUACAGCGGAAAGUCACUGCAGUGGAAGUCACAGACUAUUCACAGGGCGGAUACAGAAAUGUCGCGAUGGCCUCGGCUCCGAAGUAUAAGAAGGCCAGACGAUCUUUUGCCAGUGAUGACGAUGAAGUUGACGCAUUGGACCUGACCCCUCAAGAAAUUGAGGUUACUGGGUCUGUGAAUGUGAUUUUUGAAACUGUGUCGGAUACCUAA
Molecule: messenger RNA, 702 nt
Organism: Penicillium antarcticum
Lineage: Eukaryota; Fungi; Ascomycota; Eurotiomycetes; Eurotiales; Aspergillaceae
Product: SIMPL domain-containing protein
Exons: 1
Coding region: 1-702 (233 amino acids)
Biological process (GO): DNA damage response
Cellular component (GO): external side of plasma membrane
Source: RefSeq, a predicted model, not a curated record